Messenger RNA from Priceomyces carsonii, 963 nucleotides. RefSeq lists its product as uncharacterized. The transcript has a single exon. Gene Ontology annotation, molecular function: aldose reductase (NADPH) activity. Bases 1 to 963 code for a protein of 320 amino acids. The record is from RefSeq and is a predicted model, not a curated record. Gene Ontology annotation, cellular component: cytosol. Lineage: Eukaryota; Fungi; Ascomycota; Pichiomycetes; Serinales; Debaryomycetaceae.
AUGACAAACUUGAAAAUUAGAAUGUCAACUAGGACUAUUAUACUCAACAAUGGCGUAGAAAUGCCUCAACUUGGAUUGGGCACAUGGCAAUCAGCACCAACUCAAGUUUUCGAGGCAGUUAAACACGCUUUGAAGACUGGUUAUAAACAUAUAGAUACAGCUGCAAUAUACGGUAAUGAAACAGAAGUAGGCCAAGGUAUUAAGGAUAGCAAGGUUAACCGCGAGGACAUAUUUAUAACAACUAAGCUUUGGAACUCGAUGCAUCAUCCACAAGAUGUUCCCAUUGCCCUAGAAAACAGCCUACAAGCUCUUGGCUUGGACUACAUCGAUUUAUAUCUAAUGCACUAUCCUUGUGCAAAUGAUAGAACAGCAUUCGAAAAAGAAGGAAAGUACAUCAAGGCUGACAUAGACUACGUUGAUACAUGGAGGGCAAUGGAACUAUUAUUGAAAACGGGAAAAGUGAGAGCCAUUGGGUUGUCAAACUUUUCAAAGAUUGAAUUAAAUAGAAUUCUUGAAAACUGUGAAGUUGUACCCCAGGUUCAUCAAAUGGAAAUGCAUCCUUAUUUGAAACAGGAUGAUUUCUUGCAAUUCAAUAAAGACAAUCAUAUACAUGUAACCGCAUAUUCUCCAUUUGGCAAUCAGAACUCUUGCUACGUUGUCGAAGAUGAACCAAUUUUACUUGAACAUCCUAGCGUUACUAAAAUUAGUGAAAGUGAAAAUGCAAAGCCAGGAAAUGUGCUACUUUCUUGGGCUUUAAUGCGUGGUACUUCUGUCAUCCCAAAGUCUGUUCAAAAAGAUAGAAUUGAACAGAAUUUGAAAGCAGAAGAGUUAGAGUUAAGUGAUCAAAACUUUAAGGACCUUUCCAGCCUCAAGUAUUCCAAAAGAUAUUCUGAUUUCGGUCCAAACGUAGGCUACUGGUAUUAUCAAGAUCUUGAAUGCCCUGGAAAAAAACCAGAGAUUUGA